AUGGCUCAAAGCGCACACACUCGCGUGGAGGCUGCACUGGGAGUCCAGGGAGUUGGAGAGCCGGCAGGGUCGCCUUGGGGUUUUGAGACGUCUCAAAGCGCGCACACUCGUGUGGAGGCAGCUCUGGGAGUCCAAGGAGUUGGAGAAGCAGCAGGGCCGCCUUGGCCUCCUGACAGCCUUCAUCGCUCUGCUCGUUUCCAGGCUGAUGGGCAACAAGGAGAGCCGUCUCAGCAGCAUGUGCAGCCGGUGAACGAUGGGCGGCUGUUAAGGCGUGAGGGGGUGCUUCAGCUGUGCCGCUUGCUGCUGCUUGCAGCGUGGGCGGCGGCGUGCAUUGCCGGUGCAUGGGGGCUGGCUGGGGACCACCGCGACCUCAGAGACUGUGCAGACAUCUUGGCAGCAGGAGUGGCUCUCACGCCCACCACCCACUCGCCCCCAGAUGCCACCUCCGCGGCCCCCUCCUCCACCUCUGACUCGAAUAACACCUCCCCCAACUCUGCCGCCAGCAGCAGCAGGGUGGGCGAGUGGGGGCACCACCGGCGGUACGAGCGGCGGGCGGGGGAGUGCUGGAGCCGGGCGGAGCUGCCUUGCUACGCGGGCAUCAACAGGCGCACGCGGGCAGGCCUUUUCCAAGAGCAACAACAUAGCAAAGAAAACACAGACGGAUUUUCCUCUGAGACAGCUGGGCAGAACGAACAGCAGCAGCAUGGGAUGUCGGAGCAGCUGCAGGUGAAGCUACGGCAGUACCACACCUACCGCCGCCAGUGCCUCCACCGCGAGCCGCUCGGCCUCCUGCGCUCCACCCUGCUGGCCGGCAAGCCCACCGCGUGCCGCUACCUCAUCUACUACCACUCCUCCGACGGCCAGGGCAACCGCCUUCUCUCCCUCGUUUCUUCCUUUGCCUACGCGCUGCUGACUGAUCGGGUCUUCCUGCUGAGCUCCAAGAGUGGCCCCGCUGCUGUGCUGUGUGAGCCGUUUGAGCAUGGCGAGUCGUGGGUGCUGUUUGGGCGAGAGGAGCAGUUGGAGGAGCAUCAUGCGCAGGUGCUCGGGCUCAAGGUGGCGAGGGAGUGGCGGGACGUGAGGGAGGGGAGGGAGAAGAAGGGGAAGAAGGGAGGUGGGCGGAGGAGGCUGGUGGAAGGUUUGUUGCAACGGCAAGAACAGUGGUUAGGGGAGUUGGGAGGGGAGCGACGUUUGCUGCAAAACAUAAGUCCAAACACGCCAGCACCACCAUCACCACCAACAGCAGCAGCAGCACUACCACCACCACCAUCAACAGCGCUGCCACCACUACCACCACCACCGCCAUUAGCAGCAACAGUUUCUACACCUUUAAUGUUUCCUCCCUCAAUGCCCCCAUCACUUCAAUCCCCACCCGUACCUCCCCCUCCCCCUCCACCCCCUACCCUACCGAUUCUUCGCAUGCCAAUUCCACCACUGCCAACCACUGCGCUGCCACCACCACCACCACCACCAACGCCACCACCAGCAGAGGCAGCUGCAGCAGCACGCCCCCCACCCCCUGCAGCGCCACCACCCCCUCCCCCAACCCCACCCCCAUCCUUUCCUCCUCUGCCUUCCCCCCCACCAUCUGAAACGCCAGCAGAAGGAGAGGACCAAGUACCACCAAUCAGCAGCAGCAGCAGCAGCAGCAGUGGUGGCAGAGGCGGUGACGGCAGUGGGGAUGACUAUGGGUUAGAGGAGCUAUCAGGGAAUGUGACAGAGGUGAUGGUGGCGUCCCUGAACGCUGCUCUGGUGCAUGACCUCUCAGAGGCAGUGACAGGCAACAUGAGUGCAGUGCGAGUGAGUGUGGGGCAUGACGUCACACAUGCUGCCAUGGGUGUUAAGUUACCGCCCAUCAACACCACCUCUGCUGCUUCUCCUGCUCUUGCAUCUCCCACUGCUGCUCCUGCGCCCACGUCUCCAGAUGCAGCCAACAGCAGCAGCAGCAGUGGCGCAUCAGACGCCCACGUGCACAUAGUCCGGCUGACGAUCGACGAGAAGCAGAACAACGGCGACAAGGCCGGAGUGGACAGGGCGAUUGUGGACAUCUACACGCUCGCGCUCUUCUCCGACGCCCUCGUCAUCUCCGAGGUCUCCACCUUCGGCUACCUCUGCGCCUCGCUCUUCGGCGUGCCCCACACCAUGUUCGUCAGUGCCACGUGCAAGCGAGCACCGCCCGAGCCGUGCCUGCACUUCCCACCAGGGAACGAGCGCUGCCCGGAUGGGCAGGCGCAGGUGCUGGAGCAGGUGUUGGCUCAAGACCCGCAUGUGCCUCUCAUGCAUUGCAUGGAUGUGAGCAAUGGGCUCACGUUGAAGCCGCUGGAAGGUUGGGAAUAUGGCUCCCGAGUAGGGUAG
Closterium sp. Yama58-4 is the source of this 2352-nucleotide messenger RNA. NCBI's taxonomy places the organism in Eukaryota, Viridiplantae, Streptophyta, Zygnematophyceae, Desmidiales, Closteriaceae. The record is from the annotation of a GenBank genome assembly.